Messenger RNA from Cricetulus griseus (Chinese hamster), 1044 nucleotides. Lineage: Eukaryota; Metazoa; Chordata; Mammalia; Rodentia; Cricetidae. The record is from RefSeq and is a predicted model, not a curated record.
AUGAAGCUACUCCUUUGGGCCUGCCUCAUGUGUGUUGCUUUUGCAAAGAGGAGGCGGUAUCCCUUCAUUCAUAAGAAAUCACCCAUGCACAGUGAAGAGGAUUACUUUGGACAUCGCUACCCACUUAAUCCAUCUCUCAAUAUCCCAUACGGCUUAUGGAAUGAUAAUCUGCCACCUUUUCUUUUGCCUCCUGUUGACAAUCACCAAGGAAAUACUAUCACCAAAUUCGCUGGAAAUCCCGAUCUUGACAGAGGGCUAUCUCCAUACCCUUGGAUUCUUACUUCUAAAGUUCACUACAUAUACCCAAACCCUAGUUAUCCCUCGGAUGCUUCGAUGAAUGGUCCCGCAGCAGUAACUGCCCCUAUCCCUCCUCCCCCGCCCCCUCCUUCCAGGCCAUAUCCCUUUAUCAUACCUCCAAAGAUUUCUGUUUCAUCCAUGGCACCUGAGGCUCCAGGAGCCCAGGCAGUACCUGCUGUAGGUGAGGGUCUGGUACCGGAGUUUGCUCCCGUACCAGACAAAGGUAUUUCAGGCCUGCCUACUGCAGCCAAACUUGGACCACAGCCACCACCUCCUGAACCCAAACCUCCGGCAGCAGAGCCUGCUCCAGCCCAGUUUGCUGCAUCUGAACCUGCUCCAGUCCAGUUUGGUGCGCCUGAACCUGUUCCUAUCCCUGAGUCUCCUGCAGGCCACCCCAUAGCACCUGAACCCGCUCCACCCCCAGUUGUGGCUGCAGCCCAGGCUAUAUCAGCUGAAUCCCCUGCAGGCCAGUCUGCUGAAAACAAACCUGUUUCGGGAGAGCCUUCUAUGGUCCAAUCUAUACCACUUGAGCCUGCUCCAAGCCAGUCUGCUGAAGUCAAACCUCCUGGAGCUGACCCUGCUGCAGCCCAACCUCCUCCAGCUGAACCUGUGGCAAGCCAGCCUCUUGCAGGAAAAAUUGUUACAUCUGAGCCUACUGAAGUGAAAUCUGAAGGUGCUGAGCCUGCUGAGCCCAAACCUGGUAGCCAAGAACCGCAGCCUUUCCUUUUUUACCAGGUAGAUAAGUGA